AUGGCAGACAAGACAGAUAUUGAAGCCAUUCUCAAGACAUUAACUCUCGAGGAAAAGAUCCGCCUCCUCGCUGGCCGCAACUUUGUAGAAACUGGGGAUGUCCCCGAUAAAGGUGUCCCAGCAAUCAAAACAACAGAUGGCCCCAACGGCACUCGCGGCGCCGCAAUAGACGGCAGCACAAAAGCAGCAUGCUUCCCCGCCGCCUGCAGCAUAGCAGCAACCUUUGACCGACGCAUCGCCCGCUCCGUCGGCGCCGCCCUAGCCCAAGAAUCCAAAGCAAAGGGGGCCCGAUGCCUCCUCGCUCCGACCGUCUGCAUUCACCGCCACCCGUUGGGAGGGCGCAACUUUGAGAGCUACAGCGAGGACCCCUUUUUGGCGGGCAAGCUCGCCUCGGAAAUGAUUCAGGGGUGUCAGAGCCUGGGCGUGAGCGCGACGAUUAAGCACUUUGUCGCCAACGAGCAGGAGACGGCGAGGACGACGGUCGAUGAGACGAUUAGUGAGCGGGCGUUGAGGGAGAUUUACCUCAAGCCGUUUGAGAUUGCGGUCAAGGAGGCUAAGCCUUGGGCGAUUAUGUCCGCGUAUAAUCUCAUCAACGGGAAGCACUGCGACUCAAAUGAGUGGUUGCUAAAAGAGGUACUGAGAGGGGAGUGGGGAUGGAAAGGGCUGGUUAUGAGCGACUGGGGUGGAACGAACUCCGUGACGGAGGGCAUCAAGGCCGGGAUGGACAUUGAGAUGCCCGGUCCCCCAAGGAUACGCAAGCCCGCCGCCGUGCUCGAGGCCGUAAAGAAUGGCGAGGUCACAGAAGCUGAUAUCGAUGAGCGCGUUCGCACGAUUCUCGAGUGGACGGAACAACUCAACGGCUUCAAGGACCCAACCAUCACCGUCGAAAAGGCUAUUGAUCGCCCCGAACACCGCGCCUUAAUCAGGGAUGCCGGCGCGCGGGGCAUCGUCCUCCUCAAGAAUGACAACAACAUCCUCCCGCUCACGAAAGAAAAGGUCAAGGGCAAGAAGAUUGCCCUCAUCGGUUAUGCCAAAGACGGCCUUGCCCACGGCGGCGGCAGCGCGAGCGUGAACGCACACUACAGGCUCCCGCCCUGGGAUGCUCUCCACGAGGCCCUUGGCUCUGACGUUGAAUUCACAUACGCAAAGGGUGCCCAUAAGGAGCGUCUUCUUCCGCCCAUCACACCAGACGGCAAAGUCGGCACUAUCGUCGGCCUGGACGGACAGCCUGGUUUCAGCCGCGUAUUCUACGACUUUGGCAAAGAAGACGCCGAGCCUGUCUCGGUGCUAAACAGCUACCCCAACUCAGCCUACUCCCCGCUAGGCUCCCAAGAGUCCAUGUGGAAGACCCUCGAUAUCGUCGGCGACUUCGCCCCCUCCGAGACGGGAUCGCACUACAUCGCGUGCUCAGGUAUCGGCCCAACCCAAGUGUUUGUAGACGAUGAAGUCGUCUUUGAGCAAAUAGGUAACUGCGCAGACCCCAUGGGCGCCCUCUUCCAAGCCGCCAAUGAGCCUCAGACAAAACACGCCUUCACAGCGGGCAAGACCUACCGACUCCGCAUCCACAGCAAACCUCCCUCCAAGAUCGGCCUCGAGAUCCUCGAAGGCCGCACGGGAGUGCGCAUGGGUUUCGGGCUGGAAUCUGAUCGCGACGCAGACCUUCAAGGCGAAGCAGCGCGGGUGGCUGCCGAGGCGGACCUCGCUAUCGUGUUCACGGGGCACGAUCCGCAGUGGGAGACGGAGGGCCGUGAUCAGGAAUCGUUCCACUUGCCCUACGACCAGGACGGCCUCAUUGAUGUCGUCGCGAAGGCUAGCAGCGGCAAGACGAUCGUAGUCAACUCUACUGGUGUGGCUGUGGCGAUGCCUUGGCUGGGCAAGGUAUCUGCUCUGGCGCAAUCGUGGUUCUCGGGCCAGGAGUGCGGCAAUGCCAUUGCUGAUGUGCUCACCGGUGCCGUGAACCCCGAGGGCAAGCUGCCCGUCAGUUUCCCCGCUCGUGUUGAAGAUGCUCCAGCACAUGGAAAUUUCCCUGGCAAGAGGGGCGACGACGGUGUUCUCCGGGUCGAGUAUGCUGAGGGCGUGUUUGUUGGGUACAGACACUACGACCGCGUGGCAAAGGAGGUGUUGAACUUCCCCUUUGGAUACGGCCUCUCGUACACAAACUUCGAGUAUACAGGCUUCCAAGUGACGAAAAGCAACACAGCUGGAAACGAGUUCGAGGCCUCUGUGGAGGUUUCCAACACAGGUGCCGUCGCCGGCGGGGCCGUGGUGCAGAUCUACGCUGGAAGAACGGAGCCGUCAGCAGAUACGCCGGCCAAGGUGCUUGUGGCGUUUGACAAGGUUCGGCUGCAGCCUGGAGAAGAGGCCACGGUCAAGUUGUCGAUCUCGGCAAAAGACUUUGCCUCCUUCGAUGAAUCGGUGGGAGAGUGGGCUGUUGAAGCCGGGAAGUACAGCUUUUACCUCGGCGAGUCUGCUGCCGAGACUCUGAAGACGGUAUCAUUGGCUUUAGGAAGAAUCAUCUACCACCGGUAG
This is a messenger RNA of Colletotrichum godetiae, 2529 nucleotides long. RefSeq names its product glycoside hydrolase superfamily. Gene Ontology annotation, molecular function: beta-glucosidase activity. Bases 1 to 2529 code for a protein of 842 amino acids. The transcript is spliced from 3 exons. Gene Ontology annotation, biological process: glucan catabolic process. NCBI's taxonomy places the organism in Eukaryota, Fungi, Ascomycota, Sordariomycetes, Glomerellales, Glomerellaceae. The record is from RefSeq and is a predicted model, not a curated record.